AGUGAUGAAGCAUGUGCUUGCUAUGAUAGUGAUGAACCAUGUACAUGUAUGCUCCUGCUUUCAUGGAUUGUCCGGUAUGUUGUGUGCUAUGCUCACUGUUAAUGUGUGCUACGAUUGUAGGACAUGACCACGCAGACGCAAGAUCUUAGUCAGGCCCUUGUCGUGUCCGACAGCCAGUUUGCUUCAUCGUUUGUCGAGGACUCGCAGCCUAUGUCCGAGAUGGCACCUGAUUCAGAGGUGUUCGAGUCUGAUUCCCUCUAUGUGCCAGUAGUGCUCGUUGAGCCAACUACUGUUGCUGCUGCUGCUGCCGCUGCACUCAAGCUAGCAGCAGCAAAGGCAAAGAAGGAUAGUAGGUCGAACAACAUGAAGUGGCAGCCGUUCAUGUCCACGUUCGUGCUGAACAAGAUGUGUGAGCUCAUCUCUAGUGGAGUUAGGACUGACAAGGGCUUCAAGGAGGUGCACUUGAACACCGUUGCGAAGCAGGUGUUCGAGUUCUGUGGGCAAGAGGUGUCUGCCACCCAGGUGUACAACCACCUGAGGAAGUGGAGAAGUCGAUGGAUCCAAGUGUCCAAGCUGAGAGACCUUAGCGGUGCCUCAUGGGAUGAGAACACUUGCUCCAUAGUUCUGGAGGCAGAGCACUACGCCGGCCAUGUCGCGGACCACCCAAGGGACGCUGAGUUCCUCAACACACUCAUCCAGAACUACAACCAGAUGCAGCAUAUCUUCUCCUUCGGGCUGGCAACUGGGAAGCAUGCCAUGGGCUCGGGGGAGCCUCUUGGUUCUCCCAUGCCUGACUUCCCUGGGACCCCAGACGUCGAGAUCCUUGAUGGCCCUGACAAGCCCGCUGCGAAGCCCUUCGACAAGCCAUUUGACCCCGUUGAUAGGAAGAGGAAGAGAGGAGGCCUGUUGGAGGAGGAGAUCAAUGUCUUCUGCCGCAUGACUGGGGCGGUGAAGGAGGUGGCAACAGCCAUCAGGGAGUGCAAGCCCCUCGACGUCCACCCUGACCUGUAUGCCGCUGUCAUGACCCAGGGUGGCUUCAGCGACGAGGCUCUCAUGGCAGCUCUCAGCCACCUGCUUGACAACAAGGCCCAGGGUGUUGGGUUCGUUGCCAUGGCCAACGCUCACAGGAUGCUGUGGCUCAGGAGCUGGCUGGGCAAGCACUACUACUAG
Molecule: messenger RNA, 1170 nt
Organism: Aegilops tauschii subsp. strangulata
Lineage: Eukaryota; Viridiplantae; Streptophyta; Magnoliopsida; Poales; Poaceae
Source: RefSeq, a predicted model, not a curated record